GGCUCUAUAAGAAUACCGGCUACGUGAGCGACGCUUCAGGAAUUUUAAAUCACUUUCAACGAGUGUUCAACCGUUAUAUCGACGACGGUUUCUUUUAAAUAGGCAUUUCCGUUAUUCGUUUCCCCGGUGCUUCGUUGGAUACUUUAUACACAUCUGGCGCUUAAAAACACUGAAGUUUCCGUUCUGCAUUGUUGAAGGACCAAACCAGCGAUUUGAAAGAUGUUUCCUGAGAGCAACACUGGGUACAGUUUUGAGGAUUGCCAGGCCACCGCUGACUGGCUCCUGUCCCAGACUGCAGUGCGCCCUCUGGUGGGCAUCGUGUGCGGUUCGGGUCUGGGUGGAUUGGCUGAUGCUCUGAAAGACCAGGUGGCCUUCAACUACCGGGACAUUCCCAACUUUCCUCAGAGUACAGUUCACGGUCAUGCGGGUCGGCUGGUCUUUGGCACUUUAAAGGGCAGGCCGUGUGUCUGCAUGCAGGGGCGCUUUCAUCUCUAUGAAGGAUAUCCCAUCCAGAAGAUUACGAUGCCGAUGCGGAUUUUCAAGAUGCUGGGUGUGGAGACAGUGAUUCUUACCAACGCUGCUGGCGGUUUGAACCAAGAUUAUAAAGUAGGAGACAUCAUGAUCAUCAAAGACCACCUCAACAUGCCUGGAUUUGCAGGAAACAACCCUCUGGCGGGACACAACGACGAAAGGUUUGGAGUGCGUUUCCCCUGCAUGUCUGACGCGUAUGAUCGAGAGCUGCAGCAGAUGGCUCUGGAUGUGGGCUCAGAACUGGGCUUCAGUGAUUUCCUGCGGGAGGGGGUUUACUGUGUUCUCGGAGGACCGUCGUUCGAGACCAUCGCUGAGUGCCGCAUGCUGCACAAACUGGGUGCUGACGCUGUCGGCAUGAGUACAGUUCAUGAGGUGAUUGUAGCACGUCACUGCGGGAUGCGCGUCUUCGCUCUGUCUUUGAUAACCAAUAAAGCGGUUAUGGAUUAUGACAGCGAGGAAAAGGCCAACCAUGAGGAGGUCCUGCAGACGGGCAAACAGAGAGCGGAGCAGCUGGAGAGACUGGUGUCCACUAUAAUCACCCGGCUGGAGCACAACAACAACUACGCCUAAAACCGCUCGGGGCGGAAAAAUACCUGCUGCUCAACUGCCAUAUUAUAAUGCACUGUUGAAGAAACUAGCUAGGUUAAUCAAGACCGUCCUAGAAGGGAUACAGCUGCGGCCAGAAGUUAACAAUAAUUAUUAAUAUUAUUUAUUAAAUUGUAUUUUAAUAAUGUUUACCCCUAAACCCAGCCCUCACUGUAAUGUAAAAACAGUAAUUAUACCAGAGUAUUAUUCAUAUUAUUUAUUAAACUACCCAUUAGUUGUAUUUUAUGGUCUACUUCGAACCUCAAACCAUCACAGUAAUGUAAAAACAGUAAUUAUACCCUAAUAUUAUUCAUAUUAUUUAUUAAACUACCCAUUGAAUUGUAUUUUAACAUCUACCCCAACCUUAAACUCAACACUUAUAGUAAUGUUAAAUAUAUAUAAUAUUGUUGUACAGUGUCAUAAAAAAUGAAGCUAUACUGAUGUGUAUCCACAGCUGUAUCCCUUCUAGACUUGUUUCUUUCUCAAACAGUGUCGCACAUCAUAUCCCAACAUUAAUCACAGACCAAAGAACGCAUACAACUCAUCUGUGAGCAAAAACAAAUGGUUGUGGUUUCAGAAACCAUGUUUUACAGGUCAAUUCCAUUCAGCUGAUGUUUAUUUAUGUUUAUUGAAUCUUCUUUUACAUCGAAAUUCUGUCAGGGUGCGAAUUAUACAUGGACUUUUCAAUGGGGUCAGAUUUUUGGGUAAUAUUAGUUUAAUACAUGCUUCAGUAAAUCAAAUGUAUAUUUAUAUCAAUUACAUCUAAUUUAUUAAUAAGACGUAAUUAAGUUUUCAGUGUUUUGAAGGAUAUUCGGUGUACAUUAACCUCAUUUCCGAGAUUAUUGUAGGUAAAACUGUCUAAUUAUAGUUUAUUUUAAGUUAUAUGUCGAUUAAAAACACAUAUUUAACGAGAAAUACGUCUUUUGAAUACUCACGAUGUCCGCUGGUGCUCUUGAAAUGCCGGUUUCAGACUGUUGAAUUGGCGCGAUUAUGACUCCUAUAAUGGUAUGACCCGUUAUAGGGGUGGUCAAAUGUACAUUUAUAUUAUCUAUUAUUAUAAUUAUUAAUAAUAUUAUUUAAGAUACAGACAAGAGAAACUAUUUCUUACUUUUAAAGGUCUGACCCCCAUUUUGUUUUGACGUCCUUCAAGGAGGAUCAAGCUUUAAUUAGGGAAGUCAAGCCACCCCUGUAAUUCGCACUCUCAAUACUGUUUUACAGCCUUCGUUCGUGUUUGGUCUGGCUGAUGUUUUGCUCUUAUGUAUAUAGACUCGGUCAACAGGAUAGUGCUUAUGUUUUCGUUUUCUCUUUAAAAAGACCUAGUAAUAAUUAUAAUUGUUACAUUCCUUUGAAUGCUAAUGUUUCUUAUCUCUAACUUGACGUUUACAAUGUUACAGGUGUUUUAAUUCUGAGAAGUUGAAUCGUCUGUAAAACUUAUAAUUCUUUGUAGUGUUUGUCUGGAGAUGUACAGUUAAAUAUCACCUUUUUUUAACAUUAUUAGUAAAAUUGGCUAUUUAUUAUUUAUGUCUCCAUCUUGUUUUUAGUGUGAGUUUUGUGUACAAUAUAUUGCACAUUUUAUUUGUCAAAAAAAUGCUUGUCAUGUUUCUACAGAGCCAUUAGAAGAAAUAUGUGGGGGGGGAAUAAGAUGUCAGUAGAAAUGACAUCCGUGCUCUUGCUAAACAUUUGGAUUCCCCUAAAAACUUGUCAUGCAAAAGCAUUUAAUAAUAAAUAUAUUACAUUUUUUGUC
Danio aesculapii is the source of this 2860-nucleotide messenger RNA. RefSeq names its product purine nucleoside phosphorylase-like. Gene Ontology annotation, cellular component: cytoplasm. The transcript is spliced from 6 exons. Lineage: Eukaryota; Metazoa; Chordata; Actinopteri; Cypriniformes; Danionidae. Gene Ontology annotation, biological process: nucleoside metabolic process. The record is from RefSeq and is a predicted model, not a curated record. Bases 220 to 1101 code for a protein of 293 amino acids. Gene Ontology annotation, molecular function: purine-nucleoside phosphorylase activity.